Messenger RNA from Coprinopsis cinerea okayama7#130, 570 nucleotides. RefSeq lists its product as hypothetical. Lineage: Eukaryota; Fungi; Basidiomycota; Agaricomycetes; Agaricales; Psathyrellaceae. The record is from RefSeq and is a predicted model, not a curated record. Bases 1 to 570 code for a protein of 189 amino acids. The transcript is spliced from 7 exons.
AUGGGACCCAGGAGAUUGGAACCACGAUCUGAGGAUGAUCAAGCCAAGCGCGCGAAUCUCGGGCAAUGUGUGCACUGUGCAGUACAUUUGACGACGAUAACAUCAACGAUAACAUCACAUCGGAUGCGCGCAACUUCGUUCCGUUUCUUGGUGUACAGCGAGGAGGGCAGCCGACGCCGGACGGUGUUCUUCAUUGGCCUACCCUACGUUCGAAUGAGCAAAAAAGACACUUCAGGGAUGGGCGCCUACAGCAGCACCCUUGAUUUGUUUGCUAUUGCACUGUUCUCUGGUCUAGUUCUAAUGGGUGUGAAAGGACUUUGGGAGGUCACAAGCCUUGCAGAUUGUCUCGUAACCGAGGCGGUGGACCGAGUCAAGCAAGGUCAGGGCUUGCCGGUGAUAGGCAUUGAUGCCAGCCGUAAACGGGGCCGCCAGGUCAGAACUAAACCUCACCAUCUCACAAAGCCCUUCCAAGCAUUAAUUCUCGCUUUUGGCUUCCAUAUUCAUACGACCAGUGAUGCGAAGCAGAUAAGAACGGCGAGCGAGAUAAGAGCGACGAGCGACGAAUGCUGA